Molecule: messenger RNA, 1596 nt
Organism: Trichobilharzia regenti
Lineage: Eukaryota; Metazoa; Platyhelminthes; Trematoda; Strigeidida; Schistosomatidae
Source: the annotation of a GenBank genome assembly
AUGUCAGAGUCAUCGGAAGAAUUCUGUGUUUACGAAGUUAAAUCUGGAGAUUCGCUGUCAGCAAUCGCUGCUCAUUUUGGUGAUGUUACUCCCACUCAGAUUGCAAGGAUUAAUCAUCUGCCGCUUAUGAGUUGCGGCCUUCCUCCUGUUUUUCCGGGACAGCGUUUAAUAAUCCCUGUAGCUUCACGCACACAAAGUAACUCAACCAAAAUAAAACGUCUUCCAGGUGUGGCGUUGCGCGUUAAAGAUGCGGACAAACAAAAUGCUUGUAGCAAGGACACAGGAUAUUUACCUGUUGAACCUUUCUUUUAUACUACACGCGUACGGGUCUCUAAUCAGUCUUCUAGCUCCAUUGAUGAUGAUGCUUUGGAACGUCAAUUUGUUAAAGUGGAAGCUCAUCGUGUUUUAAAAAAUCUUGACAAUUUGAUUGAUGGUGUCUUGUUAGUUACUCCAGAGUCGUUAUGUUUCGAUGCAAGCAAGACGGCAGUUGCCCAAAAAGAAGCCUAUAUCGCUUCUCAUUCUGGUAAUGAUAAUCAUGAUGAUGAUGUGAACAGUGAAAUUAAAUUGGCCAGUUCACAUAGCAGUGAUGGUCAUGAUCAGCAUAAUGACGGAAAAUCGCCUAGUGAUCCUCUGAACUUCGAAUUUUCUUGUUGUAAUAUUCCUCAAGAACUGCUUAAUUUGGGCUUGUGCAUUCCACUGAAUUCAAUCAGCGCUAUGAAAACACUAAGUGAAAAGGAUGUUGUAAGAUUCUUAAGCCCUGCUACUAAUAGAAAAAAAACGUCACUGUCCUCCGACUCUUCAUCUUGUCAAAGUGAAGAAGCAGAAAAGCUACAGAGUACUUCAGUCAACGAUGCAAUUUCAAAAUCGAUAGAUAAAGAUGAUGGAGAUAACCAACGAAAUAUUUUGAAUAAAUUCACUAGUGAACAGCCUACUGAAAUUAUUAAGUCUAGUCAUGAAGAUUCUUCAAAUCCUACUCCUAACACCCUCACCGAUGAACAACAUGAUGAUCAUAGUAAUCCAGAUAUCCUAUCUGAAGUCAAUCCAACAAAACCAUCUUUAUCAUCAUCAGAGUGCUUAUCUCCAGUAUCUUCAAGUAAGAGUCAAUCAUCACCGGAGAAAAAUGACAGUGGAUGCAACAGUGUCUCUGAAAAUAGCAUUGUAAAAUAUUUAUAUCUAAGGAUUUCUGUUACAGAAGAUGAAAAUCAUAUCUUUCGCCUUACAGUAGAUCGUCUCACUCAAGUCUACAGUUUCUUGUUACGUGCUGGUGUCGGUAGCUCAGAUCAUAGUGAAAAAAUCAACGAUCACUGUGUAAACACUGUGGAUGGCAAUGUUGGAAAUCAGUUACCUGAAAAGGUUUUGAAAAAACUUGUGGAUUUAACUUCGGUGUUGGAUUUAUUCGGCACAAAGCAGGGGCUAAACCUGGAGUCUACUGAUACAACACAACAACGACGUAGUUUAGUGGAGGAGAUUUUAGAAAGUAUGGAAGAAUCAACACCUAUAGCAACGCUUUCCGGUGGAGAGAGCAGAAUACUAACUAAUGAAAUGCUAGCAGACCUCAGUGUUAACUUCCUGCUCAAUGGAUUGGCUCGAAUUUAG